UCAUAGGCCUCAAAGAAGAGAAUGUCGAGACGCAGUAGCCAUUUACAAGCUAAGCAGCAGCAUGUCCAGCCCAACCAGCCAGACUCUCCCCAAGAAGCCCAGAUAAUUCAGGCCAAGAAGAGAAAAACAGCACAGGAUGUCAAAAAAAGAAAAGAGGAGAUCACCAAGAAGCAUCAGUAUGAGAUCAGGAAUUGUUGGCCACCUGUACUGUCUGGAGGAAUCAGUCCUUGCAUUAUCAUUAAAACACCUCAUAAAGAAAUAGAAACAAGUGACUUCUCUAGAUUUACAAAUUACAGAUUUAAAAAUCUUUUUAUUAAUCCAUCACCUCUGCCAGAUUUAAGCUGGGGGUGUUCACAGGAAGUUUGGCUAAACAUGCUACAAAAGGAGAACAGAUAUGUGCAUGACAAACAUUUUGAAGUUUUGCAUUCUGACUUGGAACCACAGAUGAGGUCAAUACUUCUAGACUGGCUUUUAGAGGUUUGUGAAGUAUACACACUUCAUAGGGAGACAUUUUACCUUGCCCAAGACUUUUUUGACAGAUUUAUGUUGACACAAAAAGAUGUAAAUAAAAAUAUGCUUCAACUCAUUGGGAUUACCUCAUUGUUCAUUGCUUCUAAACUGGAGGAAAUCUACGCUCCCAAACUUCAAGAGUUUGCUUAUGUCACUGACGGUGCUUGUAGUGAAGUAGAUAUCUUAAAGAUGGAACUCUCUAUAUUAAAGGCUUUAAAAUGGGAACUUUGUCCUGUAACAGUCAUUUCCUGGUUGAAUCUUUUUCUACAAGUUGAUGCUGUUAAAGAUGUUCCCAAGGUUCUUCUACCUCAGUAUUCUCAGGAGACAUUCAUCCAGAUAGCUCAGCUUUUAGAUCUGUGUAUCCUCGCCAUCGACUCAUUAGAAUUUCAAUACAGAAUUCUGGCAGCUGCAGCCUUAUGCCAUUUUACCUCCAUUGAAGUAAUUAAGAAGGCCACAGGUUUGGAAUGGGAUGACAUUUCAGAAUGUGUAGAUUGGAUGUCGCCUUUUGUCAGUGUAGUAAAAAGUGUAAGUCCAGUGAGGCUGAAGACCUUUAAGAAGAUACCUAUGGAAGACAGACACAAUAUCCAGACACACACAAAUUAUUUGGCUUUGCUGAAUGAAGUAAACUAUGUGAACACCUUCAGAAAAGGAGGGCAGUUGUCACCAGUGUGUAAUGGCGGCAUUAUGACACCACCGAAGAGUACUGAAAAACCACCAGUAAAACACUGAAGU
Messenger RNA from Phodopus roborovskii (desert hamster), 1242 nucleotides. RefSeq names its product G1/S-specific cyclin-E2-like. Gene Ontology annotation, cellular component: nucleus; cyclin E2-CDK2 complex; centrosome. Gene Ontology annotation, molecular function: cyclin-dependent protein serine/threonine kinase regulator activity. Lineage: Eukaryota; Metazoa; Chordata; Mammalia; Rodentia; Cricetidae. Bases 22 to 1239 code for a protein of 405 amino acids. The transcript has a single exon. The record is from RefSeq and is a predicted model, not a curated record. Gene Ontology annotation, biological process: regulation of cyclin-dependent protein serine/threonine kinase activity; G1/S transition of mitotic cell cycle.